AGCGCCACCUUGCUCAUUUCCGAUGUUCUUUUCGGAAAUGGCAGAAACGUUGCGUUUGUGCUGAGAAAACGUGACUAAGAAUAAGAAAGAAUAUUUGAUGGUCGAUCGAGAUCCAAGAGAGAACGAGUGUUAUAUAUUAUUAUUCCAUUGCAUAUUGAUGUACAUUAAGGCUGUCGCGCAACGGUAUGCAGCUGUCGAAGUAAAUCGACCACAGUAACACGGAUACAGAAUUUUUCGCAGUAGUCCGUGGUCACGGGUAUCCGGGUGCCGGCACAUAUCAAUAUAAGCGAGUACGAACGAUUUAGUUAUUGAAAAAAUGGCGGCGGAAAUGCUAAGCAAGAAUCGAAUGAUGGUUUUUAAGUACAAAGGCAAAGAUCAAGAAGUGAGUAUCCGGUGUGUUCAUCAUUGUGCGCAGUUACGUUGUGCGUCUGGAAACUUCGGCUGUCGUACUGACUGGAUAAAUCAAAGAUUAUUAUGGGAAAUGAGAAGAAGAAGAAAUGAGGCAACAGUGGAGUUACGUAAAAACAAACGUGAUGAGACUUUACAGAAACGAAGAAAUGUGCCUAUUACGGAUUUAAUAGAUGAAGAAGAUAUUGAUAAAAAUAACAUUGAUUUAUCAAAAAUCGAUUUAAAGGAAUUAGUGUCGAAAGCUGAUAAUUCAGAUCCAGCUGUUAAAUUACAAGCUGUACAACAAGCAAGAAAGUUACUAUCAUCAGAUCGUAAUCCACCGAUUGAUCGAUUAAUUGAAAGUGGCAUUUUACCAAUUUUAGUUAAAUGUCUUCAACAGCACAAUAGUCCGUCACUGCAAUUUGAAGCAGCAUGGGCUUUAACAAACAUUGCAAGUGGAACUUCACCUCAGACGCAAGCAGUUGUAGCUGCUGGUGCAGUUCCACACUUCUUGCAUUUGUUACUUUCAAGUCAACAGAAUGUCUGUGAGCAAGCUGUAUGGGCUUUAGGAAAUAUUAUUGGGGAUGGUCCUCUGUCUAGGGAUUAUGUUAUCAAGCUCGGUGUUGUACAGCCAUUGUUAACGUUUAUUAAGCCAGAUAUACCAAUUACUUUUUUACGUAAUGUAACUUGGGUAAUCGUAAAUUUAUGUAGGAAUAAAGAUCCACCGCCACCUGUUAAAACUAUUGAGGAACUUUUACCUGCUCUUAACGUACUUAUUCAUCAUACAGAUAUCAACAUUCUUGUCGAUACAAUUUGGGCAGUGAGCUAUUUGACUGAUGGUGGUAAUGAACAAAUUCAAAUGGUUAUAGAUAGUGGUGUAGUGCCUCGUCUUAUACCACUUCUCUCGCACAAAGAAGUUAAGGUGCAAACGGCUGCUUUGAGAGCAGUUGGUAAUAUUGUAACGGGUACAGACGAACAAACGCAAAUUGUACUAAAUUGUGAUGCACUUUCAUAUUUUCCCAAUUUAUUAACUCAUCAGAGGGAGAAAAUUUGUAAAGAAGCAGUUUGGUUCCUUUCAAAUGUAACUGCUGGCAAUCAAUCUCAGGUUCAAGCAGUUAUAGAUGCUGGAUUACUGCCUCUCAUUAUUCACAAUUUAAUGAAUGGUGAAUUCCAAACACAAAAAGAAGCAGCGUGGGCAAUCAGCAAUUUAACAAUAAGUGGCAAUGAAGAACAGGUUGCGCGGAUGAUACAAGAAGGCGUUAUCGCACCUUUCUGUAAUCUCCUUGACUGUAAAGAUACUCAAGUUGUACAAGUUGUUUUAGACGGUAUACACAAUAUGCUCAAACUUGCUGGACCACAAGUUGAACAGUUGGCCAAUAUGAUUGAAGAAUGUUCAGGUUUGGAUAAGAUUGAAUCAUUGCAAAAUCACGACAACAUAGAUAUUUAUAAAUUAGCGUACGAAAUUAUUGAGCAAUACUUUUCAGAAGAAACAAAUGAUACGAAUCUGGAGCCACAAGUUGUGGAAUCAACAUUUGAAUUCGAUCAGACGACGAGCAUUUCGAACGAAGGUUUUAAGUUCUGAGAGGGCCUCUAUUAUUUCUUAUCUGAUCGUGCCGUCCCCCGACAAACUCUGUUAUGGAGUCAUUCUACUUACCCUUUUAUAUUCUUAUGUGGCAAUUUCAAUAUGCCGUUAUCAAAUCAAGGAUCAUGUUUGGUUUUGCAAAUUUAAAACUGUAAUUAUGACUGGCCAAUGUUUUGCCCUCUUCCUCUCCCCCCCCCUCCCCCCCAAAAAGAGAAAUUAGAACAAAACAAGGAUAAAGCCAUGGAGCAAAAGAGUUUCUUAUUGAGAUAAGAAUCUGUGUUCUUUUCUUUUUGAUUCUUUUAACGAACUAUAUGUUAGCUUUUCCCCUUUCUGAUUGCGCAUACUAAAAUCAUUGGUGGAGCGGUACUUAACCGAAUGCAGCUAAUGACAUGCAUCAUAUUGACUAAAUUAUUCUAGUAAAUUAAUUAACUUGCUCUCUAAAUUGAAGAGCAACGAGGAAAAGAUCCUUUUUAUUGUUUGAUCAUGCUGCUCUCCACUCUAACUUGAGAUGAGUCUUGGUUAGUGAUGUUACGUUUAUAAAAUAAUUUGUGUAUAUUUUAGGCAUGUUAAAUUUAUAAUAACAUUGAUUACUAAAUAAAUAAGUCAAUUGACUACUCUUUAUUAGCUUAA
Messenger RNA from Bombus terrestris (buff-tailed bumblebee), 2599 nucleotides. RefSeq names its product importin subunit alpha-3 (gene Kap-alpha3). The record is from RefSeq and is a predicted model, not a curated record. The transcript is spliced from 9 exons. Gene Ontology annotation, biological process: NLS-bearing protein import into nucleus. Gene Ontology annotation, molecular function: protein binding; nuclear import signal receptor activity. Lineage: Eukaryota; Metazoa; Arthropoda; Insecta; Hymenoptera; Apidae. Gene Ontology annotation, cellular component: nucleoplasm; nucleus; cytoplasm. The coding region runs from base 317 to 1969 and encodes 550 amino acids.